AUGGUGGACGAAAUCGAGACCGAAGAGCGCAAGGAGCUCGACCUUACUUCCUCCGAUGUCGUCACCAAGUAUAAGGCAGCUGCGGAGAUUGCCAACAAGGCACUCGCGACUGUGGCAGCACAGGCCAAGGCGGGAGCAAAGGUGCUAGAACUAUGCGAGCUCGGAGACAAGACUAUCAACGAGUUAUCUCAGGGCGUGUUCAAGAACGCCAAGAAGAAGAUAGAGCGCGGAGUGGCCUUCCCCACAUGCGUGUCCGUCAACAACAUCGUCUGCCAUUACUCCGCCGCUGCCGGCGACGAGGCUGCUCUCGCUAACGGCGACGUCGUUAAAAUCGACCUGGCGGCGCACAUCGACGGGUUCAUCUCGUCGGCGGCGCACACGAUUGUGGUCCAGGAGGACGCCGCCGCGCCCGUCACGGGCAAGGCCGCUGACGUCAUCGCCGCCGCCAACACCGCCGCAGAGGUCGCCUUGCGGCUCGUCCGACCGGGCAAGCACAACAAGGAGGUGUCGGAGGCGGUGCAGAAGGUAGCGGAGGCGUACGGCGUGCACGUGGUGGAGGGCGUGUUGUCGCACCAGAUGAAGCAGUUCGUCAUCGACGCCAACAAGGUCGUGCUCUCCGUCUCCUCGCCCGAGAUGCGCGUCGAGGACUUCGAGUUCGAGCCCAACGAGGUCUACGCUGUGGACAUCGUCAUGAGCUCCGGCGAGGGCAAGCCGAAGCUGGUGGACGAGAAGCAGACGAUGGUGUACAAGCGUGCGGUGGACAAGGCGUACAGCCUCAAGCUCAAGGCGUCGCGCGCCAUCUUUAGCGAGAUCAGCCAGAAGUUCUCCAUCAUGCCCUUCACUGCCAGGGCGUUGGAGACGAAGGCAGCACGGUUGGGGCUGGUGGAGUGCGUCAACCACGACCUGCUGCAACCCUACCCUGUGCUGCACGAGAAGCAAGGUGACAUCGUGGCGCACAUCAAGUUCACGGUGCUGCUCAUGCCCAACGGCUCGGACCGCAUCACAUCGGCCACGCUCCAAACACUGCAGCCCACGACUGAGCUGCAAGAUGCCGAGGUCAAGGCGUGGCUCGCCAUGUCUUACAAGACCAAGAAGAAGCCCGCUGCAAAGAAGAAGGCUGCUAAGGAAGCCAUGAGUCUCAUGUGGGUUGCCGUGGCCAGCCUCACCGGCCUCGAGGCGUUGCUACUCUUCCUCGUCACCCUGCCGCUCCCGCGUCCGCUCAUCUCUCGCUUUGUGCCGUUAAUUCUUGCGGCCCUUCAGCCACUCCUGGCGGUGGUGCCGUUUUGCCUUUUCUUCCUCCUCGACGUGUACUGGAAGUACGAGUUCCGCAUGGACUGCCGUGGCGGAGCAUGCACGUCAGCGGACCGCGACAGAUACCAGAAGUCGGUCAUUAAGAGCCAGCGCAACUUCAUCCUGGGUCUCUUCGGCAUCUUCCUCUACUGGGUGCUGUACCGCUACUGCAUGCUAAGCAUGAAGGUGAACAGGCUCGAGGCUCUCAUUCCUGCCGACAAGCCCAAGAGGGUCACCAAGGAUGCACCCAAGGAGGCGUCUAAGGAGCAGUAG
Messenger RNA from Closterium sp. Yama58-4, 1563 nucleotides. The record is from the annotation of a GenBank genome assembly. Lineage: Eukaryota; Viridiplantae; Streptophyta; Zygnematophyceae; Desmidiales; Closteriaceae.